Molecule: messenger RNA, 1266 nt
Organism: Trichosurus vulpecula (common brushtail)
Lineage: Eukaryota; Metazoa; Chordata; Mammalia; Diprotodontia; Phalangeridae
Gene: TCN1
Product: transcobalamin 1
Exons: 9
Coding region: 1-1266 (421 amino acids)
Biological process (GO): cobalamin transport
Molecular function (GO): cobalamin binding
Source: RefSeq, a predicted model, not a curated record
AUGAGAGUAUCCCAACGGCUGUCCCUGGUGGGCUUUCUCCUUUUUUUCUUCUUCCCUGCUCACCCCUGUGAGAUCUGUGAGGCAGACGAUGAACAGCAGGCCAGCCUGGCCUCUCUGAUGGCCACAAUGAUUGAACCCGAGCAGCCCUUUCCGGAAGUAGAUCCUAGCAUCCUGAUUGCCCUCAAACUCGCAAGGCAAAACGACGAGAAGGCCGAGAAAACCUUCCUGAACCAAGUCAAACAAAACAUUAUGCAACGUGAAAUUUUAACCUCAGGACAGCUUGCCCUGAAUAUGCUGGCAUUGACAGCUGCCUGCCAGAAAGACGUUGUACAUGAUUAUAAGCUGGUCAAAAAACUAGAAGAGAAGUUCCAAAAGGAAGUAGACAGUAUUGAUACCUCUGGCCACCCAUUGACUAACUACUAUGAGCUUGGCUUGGAUGUCUUGGCCUUGUGUCUUCUAAAUGGGACUUAUUCAUCCUCCAAAAUUGCUAAGCUCUUCUCUGCAGAGCAAAUGAAGAUUUAUAUUGGUGGCCGAUUCUCUGUGGACACUGGGGCAAUUUCAGUCCUGGCUCUGACUUGUGUGAACAGGCAGAACCCAGAUGAAAUGAUUGGAAGUAAUAUAUUAUGGCUUGUGGACAAGAUCCUGAAGGAGAAAAAACAAGAUGAUACCAUUGGAAAUAUCUAUAGCACAGGAGAAGCCAUGCAGGCCCUAUUUGUGACUCCAGAGUAUUAUGAAGAAGGAGACUGGGACUGUAAGAAGACUCUUAAAAAGGUGCUAAACCAGAUUCCUCAGGGAACAUUCAGAUUGCCCAUCGCUGCAGCCCAGGUGUUACCUGCCCUGGAGGGCAAGACUUACUUGGACUUAACCCAUGUUUCUUGUCAGUCCCUGCCAGGUCACCUCAAUACCUCUACCCCAAAACCUGCAGAACCCACUCACCAAUCCAACGAGACUAUCUCAGUCACUUACAGAGUAGUGGAUUCCAUCAAUAACAACAUUAAUGAAUCUACCAUCGUCUCAGUGCCAGAGGGCUCUGUCUUCCUGAAGGUGAUGGAGGCAGCUCAAACAGAAAACAAGGCCAAGUUUGGGUUUAAAAUAAAGCAAACUCAAUGGGGACCAUAUGUCACCUCUGUUCAUGGUAUUGAGGCCAGCAGUAAAAACAGAACCUACUGGGAGCUCCUAAGUAAUGGUCAAUCACUGACGGAAGGAGCUGGGAGCUUUGUAGUUUCUGAUGGCGAUAAUCUGGAGGUCAGGCUGAGUAAAUAUUGA